Messenger RNA from Piliocolobus tephrosceles (Ugandan red Colobus), 3202 nucleotides. It is a transcript of the gene PIAS4, whose product is annotated as protein inhibitor of activated STAT 4. Gene Ontology annotation, biological process: regulation of transcription by RNA polymerase II; protein sumoylation. Gene Ontology annotation, molecular function: transcription coregulator activity; zinc ion binding; SUMO ligase activity. The record is from RefSeq and is a predicted model, not a curated record. The coding region runs from base 164 to 1696 and encodes 510 amino acids. Gene Ontology annotation, cellular component: chromatin. Lineage: Eukaryota; Metazoa; Chordata; Mammalia; Primates; Cercopithecidae. The transcript is spliced from 11 exons.
GGCGGCCCCGCGCGCCUGCGCAGGACGCAGCAGCGCGCACGGGCGGCGGGAGGAGCGCGCGCGGGUGCUAAUUGGCCCGGGUGGCGGCCCCGCCCGCGAGUGGUGGGCGGUCACGUGACGCGACGGCUGGGGGCUCCCGGCGCGGGGGACGCUGGUGGCCAAGAUGGCGGCGGAGCUGGUGGAGGCCAAAAACAUGGUGAUGAGUUUUCGAGUCUCCGACCUUCAGAUGCUCCUGGGUUUCGUGGGCCGGAGUAAGAGCGGACUGAAGCACGAGCUCGUCACCAGGGCCCUCCAGCUGGUGCAGUUUGACUGUAGCCCCGAGCUGUUCAAAAAGAUCAAGGAGCUGUACGAGACUCGCUACGCCAAGAAGAACUCGGAGCCUGUCCAACAGCCGCACCGGCCCCUGGACCCCCUGACCAUGCACUCCACCUACGACCGGGCCGGCGCUGUGCCCAGGACUCCGCUGGCAGGCCCCAAUAUUGACUACCCCGUGCUCUACGGGAAGUACUUAAACGGACUGGGACGGUUGCCUGCCAAGACCCUUAAGCCAGAAGUCCGCCUGGUGAAGCUGCCCUUCUUUAAUAUGCUCGACGAGCUGCUGAAGCCCACCGAGUUAGUCCCCCAGAACAACGAGAAGCUUCAGGAGAGCCCGUGCAUCUUCGCGUUGACGCCAAGACAAGUGGAGUUGAUCCGGAACUCCAGAGAACUGCAGCCCGGAGUUAAAGCCGUGCAGGUCGUCCUGAGAAUCUGUUACUCAGACACCAGCUGCCCUCAGGAGGACCAGUACCCGCCCAACAUCGCUGUGAAGGUCAACCACAGCUACUGCUCAGUCCCGGGCUACUACCCCUCCAACAAGCCUGGGGUGGAACCCAAGAGGCCGUGCCGCCCCAUCAACCUCACCCACCUCAUGUACCUGUCCUCGGCCACCAACCGCAUCACCGUCACCUGGGGCAACUACGGCAAGAGCUACUCUGUGGCCCUGUACCUGGUACGGCAGUUGACCUCGUCAGAGCUGCUGCAGAGGCUGAAGACCAUUGGGGUGAAGCACCCGGAGCUGUGCAAGGCGCUGGUCAAGGAGAAGCUGCGCCUCGAUCCCGACAGCGAGAUCGCCACCACAGGUGUGCGGGUGUCCCUCAUCUGCCCGCUGGUGAAGAUGCGGCUCUCCGUGCCCUGCCGGGCAGAGACCUGCGCCCACCUGCAGUGCUUCGACGCCGUCUUCUACCUGCAGAUGAAUGAGAAGAAGCCCACCUGGAUGUGCCCCGUGUGCGACAAGCCAGCCCCCUACGACCAGCUCAUCAUCGAUGGGCUCCUCUCGAAGAUCCUGAGCGAGUGUGAGGACGCCGACGAGAUCGAGUACCUGGUGGACGGUUCGUGGUGCCCGAUCCGCGCCGAAAAGGAGCGCAGCUGCAGCCCGCAGGGCGCCAUCCUCGUGCUGGGCCCCUCGGAUGCCAACGGGCUCCUGCCUGCCCCCAGCGUCAACGGGAGCGGUGCCCUGGGCAGCACGGGUGGCGGCGGCCCGGUGGGCGGCGUGGAGAAUGGAAAGCCGGGCGCCGACGUGGUGGACCUCACGCUGGACAGCUCAUCGUCCUCAGAGGAGGAGGAGGAGGAGGAAGAGGAGGAGGAGGAGGAGGACGAAGAGGGCCCCCGGCCCAAGCGCCGCUGCCCCUUCCAGAAGGGCCUGGUGCCGGCCUGCUGACCCCGGCCGCACACUCGACUUUCCUGGUGCUCACCACGCAGAGGGCGCGGGCCAGCCUCAGGGGCAGAGGGAGGAGUGACCUUUCUUUUUCUUUUUUCUUGUCGUUCCUUUUGUUUUUCCACCCCUUUGCCUGGCUCCUGGCACCUGUACCUCUGGACUCUCCUAUGGGGGAUUAAAAAAAAAGUAAAAUGACAAAAAAAGAUACAAAAAAGAAAAAUGAAACAAAAAAGUCAAACUCUUAAAAACAAGGCCGGCCACCCACACAGCCGCCUCCCCGGCUGGAGUCCGAGCCGGGAAGGGGUAGUGGGCGGGAGGGACCAGGACGCUGCCCCGUGCCCUCCCCUCCGGAUGCCCAGCUGCCCGCCGCCCUCUUCCCACGACCAUUCCAGCCGGUGCGCAGGGCCCCGGGCGGCGGGCAGUGGGGCACAGCCCCUCUCUGGCGACCACUUUGACGUGUGUCUCUUCCUUUGCUUUUUCUCUGCAAACACAUCCUCUCCCAGAGACCCUCACGCGCCGAGCAACGAGCGUUUUAGCCAAGAAGCCAUGGAGUGGGUUGGGGCAGGGGGGGGCAGUGGGGUGGGGGGAUGGGCGGGCAGGGUUGGGGGACGGUGGGCGGCUGGGGAGGGUUUAGCCACAGAUGUGUUGUAUUUUUUGAAAGUGCAAUAAUUUGGUAUUUUGAAGACCCGGCGUGUGGCCAGGAAGCCCCGGGGAAGGCGGGGGCCCAGGGUGCGGCACCGUGUGGCGUGGGGGGGUCUCAGUUUUCUAGCCAGCUACCUCGGUAACUCCAAUUCAGGUUAACUUCCCUACGGAACAGCACCGAUGUCCACAGAUGUCCACAGCUGCCGCCGCCGCCGCCACCGUACCCCAGUCCUUGGGGCACGGGGGGCGGUCGCUUCCCAAGGGGCAGCAGGGACUCCGGCCACCCCAGCUCUUCUUUGGGUUGAUUCCUCUCCUUUUUGCUCUUGGUUUUCCGACGGGUACGAGGCUGGCCUGGCACCCUGUCCCCCGGGAGCCUUGCUUUUCCAGCAGGACCAGAGCAGGGGCCUCCCUCCUGUCCCCGGGGGUUCCCGGCCCCUCACAGGCCCCACCCAUGCCCUUGGCCUCAGGGUCCAACAACUGGGGGCGCUUCCGGGGCUCUGCCUCCAGGAUCCCGCAGCUGGGCACCCCCCUCGCCCCCCCAGGAGACCGGGGCACAGGCAGGGCACCGGCCUCACCUGGUUCUCCAAACCUGCUGCCUGCGGUCUGUUUUGCUUUUGUCCUCCCCAGCCCAGAAUUUUCCUUUGUAUAAACAGAACUCCUAGUCAGGAAGCAAUAUCAUUUCAGGUCUAAAGAAAGGGACGUGCAUCUGGCCGAGGGCAGUUCAGUCUCGCUGCAGAGCCCGCAGCCCGCUGCGCAGCUCGGCCCCUCCCGCCCGCAUGGGCAGCUGAAGGCCGCUGUUUUCUAAUAUUUGUAUUCUAAUUUAAUUGUUUUUAAAAAAUGCAAAUAAAAAAGGUCGAGGUGAAGCCA